Messenger RNA from Fusarium verticillioides 7600, 1193 nucleotides. RefSeq lists its product as hypothetical. The record is from RefSeq and is a predicted model, not a curated record. The transcript has 3 exons. The coding region runs from base 46 to 1056 and encodes 336 amino acids. NCBI's taxonomy places the organism in Eukaryota, Fungi, Ascomycota, Sordariomycetes, Hypocreales, Nectriaceae.
CCUAAAUACAAUCGUAUGUGACACAAGGCAAAGUAGAACGACAGUAUGGCAGCAGCAUUCAACAUCGUGCGCCAGAGCUUAUUCGCCGGCAGCCCAAAAUAUACAGAAAAUGACUUACCCGACCUCAAAGGCAAAGUAAUUGCCAUCACAGGCUCAAACACCGGCGUCGGCAAAGAAAUCGCCAAGAUGGUCUACAGCAAAAACGCGAAAGUCUACAUGUUCGCACGAACGACUACAAAAAACGAAAAGGCUCGCGACGAGAUCAAAGCUGCCUUUCCGGAAUCACACGGUGAAUUGAUCUGCGUCCAACUUGACCUCGCCGACCUUGAUAGUGUUCAAGCAGCGGCUGCAGAGUUCUUGAGUAGGGAAGACAAACUUCAUGUUCUUUUUAAUAAUGCAGGCGUUGGAUUCCCCGAGUAUGGAUCCAAGACAAAGCAGGGCUACGAACUACAGCUGGGAGUCAAUUGUCUUGGUAGUUUUGCCCUUACACAGAGAUUAACACCUGUGUUGGUUGAGACGGCGAAGACGUCUCCACCAGGAAGUGUUCGUGUGGUUUGGGCGUCGUCUACAGCCGCGUUUUGGACGUCCACCAAAAAGUACAUCGACCGAGUCAAAGGUAUCGAAAAGCAGAGCCUAUUCCAACAAUAUGCGAUUAGCAAGCUGGGCAAUUACUACCACGCCACGGAAUAUGCUGCACGCCAUAAAAGCGACGGUAUCAUCUCUGUGCCGCUCAACCCUGGCAAUCUCGACUCAGAGCUUUGGCGCACGCAGGGGAAGUUUCUGACUUGGAUUCUUCGGAAGACUGUUUUUUAUCCAUCGCACUAUGGUGGGUAUGUUAAUAUCUUUGCUGGGUUCUCUCCUGACGUGACGCUUGAGAGUUCGGGCAGAUUCAUUUCGCCGUGGGGAAGAUUGUGGCAUGCGCUCCCGGCUAUGGUGAAAGGAUCGAAGACUGAGGCUGAGGGGGGGACUGGCCACGCGAAACGGUUCUGGGAGUGGACGGAGGAACAGGUCUCACAACAUGGGUCUGCUCCUAGUGUCAAGGAGCCUCUUGAAUAGUGGUUAAUAAAGAGGGAGAACGUGGUGCAGUUUCGUCUUCAAUCGCUUCGUUUUUAGUUAGUAGGACUUAGAGAUACCUCAACCUAUGGGCAAAGUUUAAUUGCAUUAUUCAGUGGCUUUCUAAAUGAUUUGUCUGC